CCUCAUUCCUCUCUAGAUUCGUUCACUUCUUGAUCUCAUCCAUGGCUACUACUACUACUCAUGAUCGUCUUCCCCACCAGGUCCAAGUCCACACCGUCCAACACGGCCGAUACGACCCCACCGGCGAAAAGGCACUCCUCGUUCCUUAUCCACCAGCACCGUCAAAGGGGAAAAUCCUGGCCGUCGUGGCCUUACUUCCGGUGGGUGCAGGUCUACUUGGUCUCGCCGGAAUCACCCUAGUGGGUACCUUGAUCGGGAUGGCUGUUGCCACCCCACUUUUCAUCCUUUUCAGCCCGAUUAUCGUGCCGGCGAUCUUAACCAUCGGAAUGGCGGUGGUAGGGUUUCUGACGUCCGGCACCUUUGGGUUGACGGGGCUGAGCUCGUUGUCUUUCUUGGUGAACUUUGUGAGGCAGUUGACAGGGACGGUGCCGGACUCGAUCGACUCUGCGAGGCGGCGGAUGCAGGAUCUGGUAGAGUAUACGGGACAGAAGACGAAGGAGGUGGGUCAGAGCAUCAAGGAGGUCGGUCAUGAAAUGGGACCGGAGGGUCAAGUUCAUGGUGGCGCAGGUGGUCAAAUUAGUGUAGGUGGUCAAGUUCAUGUUGGUGGUGGUGCUGGUGCUGGUGCUGGUGCAGGUGCAAAGGAAGGACGUGGUGGAAGGACUUAGGGAAGGAAGCAAGUGUGGAUGAUGGUUGAAAUUAAUAAAUGUUUUUAAAUUAUAAUUACUGGUGGGAAGAGAAAAAAAGAAAAAGGAAAAAAAAGAGAGUAGUGUUUGUACUUUUGAUUAUGAAUGUGGCCUUUCCUUAAAUAGUAGGUUUUGGUGUGUUGUUGGGAGUUUUGGGAGAAUAAAUGAUUUUGGA
Molecule: messenger RNA, 858 nt
Organism: Cynara cardunculus var. scolymus (artichoke)
Lineage: Eukaryota; Viridiplantae; Streptophyta; Magnoliopsida; Asterales; Asteraceae
Product: oleosin-like
Exons: 1
Coding region: 42-665 (207 amino acids)
Biological process (GO): lipid storage; response to freezing; seed oilbody biogenesis
Cellular component (GO): monolayer-surrounded lipid storage body; membrane
Source: RefSeq, a predicted model, not a curated record